AUGGAACUUGGUAUUACCCGCAUUGUGACAUCUGGAUUGGUGAUGCAACUCCUAGCUGGUUCAAAAAUCAUCGAGGUGGACAACAGUGUUCGUGAGGAUCGAGCACUCCUAUUGGCAAAAGUAGAAUUCGGAUUUGGAUCGGGGGGAAAAUCAAAAUGGCCGACUAGUCGUCUCGUUCCGAUUAUCAUCUUCCGAGGACAUGUUAUCUUGGCAAAUGGUGUUAGAGUUGACUCAAAAAAUAUUGAAGCUAUUGUUCAAUGGAAAGCACCAAGAAAUGUGUCAGAGAUUCGCAAUUUUCUUGGUUUAACCGGUUACUACAGAAGAUUCGUAAAUGGAUUUUCCAAGAUAGCUUUACUGAUGACAAAGCAGUUGCAUAAAAAUGUUCAAUUCAUUUGGAGUAAUGAAUGCCAAGAGAGUUUCGAGAAAUUAAAACAGAUGUUGACUGAGGUGUCGGUUUUAACUUUACUUGAAUCGGGAAAAGAUUUUGUGAUCUACAAUGAUGCUCAUUGA
Gossypium arboreum is the source of this 510-nucleotide messenger RNA. RefSeq lists its product as uncharacterized. Lineage: Eukaryota; Viridiplantae; Streptophyta; Magnoliopsida; Malvales; Malvaceae. The record is from RefSeq and is a predicted model, not a curated record. The transcript has 2 exons. The coding region runs from base 1 to 510 and encodes 169 amino acids.